Messenger RNA from Trifolium pratense (red clover), 1561 nucleotides. Its product is annotated as WD repeat-containing protein GTS1. Gene Ontology annotation, molecular function: protein binding. Lineage: Eukaryota; Viridiplantae; Streptophyta; Magnoliopsida; Fabales; Fabaceae. The coding region runs from base 123 to 1301 and encodes 392 amino acids. The transcript is spliced from 8 exons. The record is from RefSeq and is a predicted model, not a curated record.
AAUAUUGGGCUUUAGGUGAGGCUUAACUGGACCUCAUCGUAGCUGAUCAAAGCCCUAAAACCCUCGUCUUCUUCUUCUUCUUCUUCCUCUGCAAUUGCACCUCGUAGAAACCGAAACAAAACAUGGAAACAAUUGCGGCCAUGGAUGUUGAGGAACAACCUUCGCCCACACCCAACAACGUUAAACGCUUCGGUCUUAAAAACUCCAUUCAAACUAAUUUCGGCGAAGACUAUGUUUUCCAAAUCAUCCCAAAGGAUGAUUGGAGUGCAAUGGCGGUUUCACUGUCAACGAAUGCAGUGAAAUUGUAUUCACCGGUGUUGGGUCAAUAUUAUGGAGAGUGCAAGGGUCACUCUGCAACUAUCAAUCAGAUUUUGUUUUCGGGUCAUUCUAAUGAUCCUCAUAUUCUAAGCUCAUGUUCUUCAGAUGGUACUAUCAGAGCUUGGGACACAAGAACCUUUCAGCAGGUUUCUACCAUCAAUGCCGGUCCUUCACAAGAAAUCUUCAGCUUUUCUAUUGGAGGACCUUGUGGAAAUUUAAUUGCUGCUGGUUGUGAUUCACAGGUACUCAUAUGGGAUCGGAGAUAUAACAAGCAAAUGGCAUGCCUGGAAGAUUCUCAUGUGGACGAUGUUACUCAGGUUCAUUUUGUCCCUGGUGAACCAGGCAAGCUCAUUUCGGCUUCAGUAGACGGGUUGAUCUGCAUAUUUGAUACCAGUGGAGAUAUUGAUGAUGAUGAUCAUCUAGAUUUAGUGAUUAAUGUGGGGACUUCAAUUGCAAAGGUGGGAUUUUUUGAAGAAAAUUAUCAGAAACUUUGGUGUUUAACACAUAUUGAAACUCUUGGUAUCUGGGACUGGAAAGAUAGUAGAAAUGAAGUAAACUUCUCAGAUGCACGGACUUUAGCUUCUGAAAGUUGGAAUUUGGAUCAUGUUGACUAUUUUGUUGAUUGUCACUACUCCAAAGAAGCCGAAAAACUAUGGUUGAUUGGCGGCACAAAUGCGGGUACAUUGGGUUACUUUCCUGUAAAUUACAAUGGAAUGGCAACAAUUGGAGCUGCAGAAGCAAUUCUCGAAGGUGGCCAUACAGGUAUUGUUAGAAGUGUUCUACCUAUGUCCAGAGUUCAUAAUGAAAUCGGUAGCAGUAGUAGUCAUAGCUCGGGCAUUUUUGGAUGGACGGGUGGGGAAGAUGGAAGACUAUGUUGUUGGUUGUCUGAUGAUUCCCCUCAAAAAAAUCAAUCUUGGAUUUCAAGUUCAUUGAUUAUGAAACCAGAAAGAACUUGCAAGAAAAAUCGUCAUCAUCCCUACUAAUACUGCUGCCCCUGUGUUAUUAACUACUUAAACAGUUUGAUGCCAAAGGGUCAUUUUUCUGGGGUUAAUUUAGUUAGCUUUUUUGUUUUCACUGAACUUGGGUUAGGAUGUGAUGGAUUUUUAAAAAAGUUGUAUUUUUAUGUAUUACUCCAUGUAAUAUUUGUAACGGGGCGUUUUACAUAAGCCCCCUGUUUAUUCAUCAUGUAACAUAUAUUGAUUCAUAUUAUCCAAGGACAAAAAUCUUCAUCAAUUUCUUCCUA